This is a messenger RNA of Perkinsus marinus ATCC 50983, 642 nucleotides long. RefSeq lists its product as hypothetical. The coding region runs from base 1 to 642 and encodes 213 amino acids. The record is from RefSeq and is a predicted model, not a curated record. NCBI's taxonomy places the organism in Eukaryota, Perkinsozoa, Perkinsida, Perkinsidae. Gene Ontology annotation, molecular function: hexosyltransferase activity. The transcript has 5 exons. Gene Ontology annotation, biological process: carbohydrate metabolic process.
AUGAAUGGCAGGUUUAUAUGUCUGAGUUUUGACAAUCUCGAUCACGCUGGUGAAGGGGUCAUUGAGACCAGAAUGCAUCGUCUUGAAGUUGUCAUUAACGGUAUUGUGUGUCGUCGUCCAGAUUUGGUGAUGAUGAUGUUCCCCCGACCGGAGGGUAAUAAUAUCCCUAGGAUGAACAUAACAUUAAUUGAUGUUGGUAGCCGUGGGGAUGUUGAGCCGUACAUCGCCAUUUCAAAGGAGCUCAACGCGAUGGGCCAUCAUUGUCGUAUCUGCACUCAUGAUAAGUUCCGAGAUAUGGUUGAGAGAAAAGGAAUAGAGUUCUUCCCAAUGGCCCUUGAUGCCCCUGGCCAUUGGCAACCUGAGGAUUUCAUGAGGCACGCAGCCGAGAGCCCCUCAUGGAGUCCCAAGUUCCUUUUCACUCCCCGGGAUAUGUGGUACAUCCUGCUACAUACUCCUGGUAUGAUGGAAUCCUUGAGGGAAAUCUUCUUCCCCCCAGGGUGGCAAACCGACAAGGUCGGGGCCUGGGCAGCUGUGAAGAGUAAUCGCGAGGAGCGUUGGGUUACCCAUGCUAUGAUCGCCAAUCCGCCAUCAUAUAUUCACGUCCAUCUGGCUGAGAGACUCGGAGUUCCCCUUCAUAUGUAG